Molecule: messenger RNA, 330 nt
Organism: Funneliformis caledonium
Lineage: Eukaryota; Fungi; Glomeromycota; Glomeromycetes; Glomerales; Glomeraceae
Source: the annotation of a GenBank genome assembly
AUGUUUACUCCUCUUGAACAUGAUUUACCUAAUGUUUAUCAUCGUAAACCUGUCAAAAAAUUCAACCCACCUUUAAACUUACCUAAAGUCAACCUCUCUACUACAAAUACAACAAUUGCCUUCUCUAAUGUUCCUAUUCUUCGACCACGUCCUCGUUUACCAACACUAAUUCCUAAUUAUUUAUCAGAAAUUAAUAUUCCGAAAAUUAAAAUGUUGCCUUUUAUUUUAACCCGUCUUCUGACGAAAUUACAAGUCGUACAAAUCAGUCAAAAAUUUGAUGCACUUAAUUUAAACAUUUCAUACCAACUUUUAAGAGAUUAUGACUAUUGA